Pseudozyma flocculosa PF-1 is the source of this 3648-nucleotide messenger RNA. RefSeq lists its product as uncharacterized. Bases 1 to 3648 code for a protein of 1215 amino acids. Gene Ontology annotation, molecular function: ATP hydrolysis activity; P-type calcium transporter activity; ATP binding. The transcript has a single exon. Gene Ontology annotation, biological process: calcium ion transmembrane transport; intracellular calcium ion homeostasis. Gene Ontology annotation, cellular component: plasma membrane. The record is from RefSeq and is a predicted model, not a curated record. NCBI's taxonomy places the organism in Eukaryota, Fungi, Basidiomycota, Ustilaginomycetes, Ustilaginales, Ustilaginaceae.
AUGGUUCAAGCCGAUGGUGCCAGUUCUGCUUCUCGACAAGCCGUUGCACAGCCCGGGGUGCCCGACGACGCCGACGAACCCCCUAGUAGUGGGUACUCCCCUCGUCCCAAUCCUCAAGAUCAACACCACCGCCAAGAGCCUCUUGACCGCCCGCAGGCUCGCCAGCAGCGCUCCGACACCCUCGACAGCUCUGAUGCCACUCCUUCGCUCGCCACCAGCGGCAGCGUCACCUCGCUCUCGUCUUCCCUUGCCGACCGCAACGCGCCCUUCCUCGACGCCACUGCACCUGUCGCUCCCGGUGGCGAUGGCAGUACCUACCUCAAGAAGGGGGCCGUCGACAUCACCCAUGCCAACGUCGUCGAGCCCCUGCCCCACUCUGGCCAGGCGGACCUCCUCAAGCGCAAGCCUGACCAGGUGGUCGUCGACGUCUUCGGCCACGAUGCCCACGAUGACGGCGUUAGCCAGCGAUCCGCCGCCGGCGCCGGCCCGACUGGUCUGCAUCAACCGCAUUCACUAAAACCCGACGAGGUCCUCGCCCAGUUUCAAAGCAACAUCACCACCGGCCUGUCCGAGUCCGAGGCGGCCGCCCGACUCGAAAAGCACGGUGCCAACCAGCUCAAGGAGCGCUCCAGUGUCAGCGCCUGGACCAUCUUUCUUCGCCAGGUGGCCAACGCCCUGACCAUCGUCCUCGUCGGUGCCAUGAUCCUCUCGUUCGCCGUCAAGGACUGGAUCGAGGGCGCCGUCGUCACGGCCGUCAUCGUCACCAACGUCCUCAUCGGCUUCGUCCAGGAGUACAAGGCUGAGCGGACGAUGGCCUCUCUGCGAUCGCUCUCGUCGCCGACGGCCAACGUCCUGCGGUCGUCCAACAUCCAGGUGCUGCCCUCGACCGCGCUGGUGCCCGGCGACGUCGUUCACUUCCGCGCGGGCGAUCUGCUGCCCGCCGAUGUCCGCCUGAUCACCAUUUCCAACCUCGAGGUCGACGAGGCACCCCUCACCGGCGAGUCGGUGCCGGUCAUCAAGACCACCGAGAGGCUUACCGCCCCCGACCUCGGCCCAGCCGACCGCACUAACCUCGGCUACGCCAGCACCACUGUCACCAAGGGCCGCGGUGUCGGCGUCGUCGUCGCCACCGGCAUGCAGACUCAGAUUGGCCAGAUCGCCGAGGCUCUCGCCCGCAAGGAGGGCCAGGUCCACGCGCUGCCCUGGUACAAGCGCGCUUGGGAGUCGACCGCCAAGUUCCUCGGCAUCCGCGACGGCACGCCGCUCCAGAUCAAGCUCAACAAGUUCGCCUACCUCCUCCUCUUCCUCGCCGUCGUCUGCGCCAUCAUCGUCUUUGGCGUGGCUGAGUUCGACAUCACCAACGAAGUCAUCCUUUAUGCCAUCGCCCUGGGCAUCGGCGUCAUCCCCGAGUCGCUCGUUGCCGUCCUCACCAUCACGUUCAGCGUCGGUGCCAAGCGGAUGGCCGAGGCCAACGUCGUCGUCCGUCGCCUGGACGCGCUCGAGGCCCUCGGCGGCGUCACCGACGUCUGCAGCGACAAGACGGGCACGCUCACGCAGGGCAAGAUGGUCGUUCGCAAGUGCUGGACCUACGCCACCGGAAGGAGUCAGACCUACGGCGUCGAGCAGAGCGGAGCCACCGCCUUUGAACCCGUCGGCAGGGUGUUCUCCGACGAUGGCAGCGCCGAUGAACGGGCCUUCUUCGAGAACGACGGGCUGCCCGAUCGCGUCGAGAGCAUCGCCAUCGCUGCGUCGCUCUGCAACAUCGCCGAGCUGGAACAGUCCGCCGACGGUACGUGGGGCGCUCGAGGCGACCCCACGGAGAUCGCCCUUCAGGUCUUCGCCACCAAGCUUGGCCUCGGCCGCGACUCGCUGACCAUCGGCGAGGCGCCUCGCUUCUCUCACGAGGCCGAGUUCCCCUUCGACAGCACCGUCAAGCGCAUGACGAGCGUGUACAAGGUCCCGGCUCAGGACGGAGACCGCGAGCUCUACAUGAAGGGUGCCGUCGAGCGGGUGCUCGAGUGCUGCACCAGCGUCAGGACGACCGAGGGCGCGGACGGACAGGAGGCUGCGCUCGAUGACGCUACCCGCAAGUCGAUCGUAGAUCACAUGGAGAAGCUGGCCUCCGAGGGUCUUCGCGUGCUCGCCUUCGCCGAGCGACGCCUCGACGCGGCUCAGUACAAGGCCGAGCAGUCUCGCGCCGAUGUCUCGCCCAACAGCAGCAGCAACUCGAGCACUGACUCGAUCCCGCUCGACAAGAACGACGUCGCCACCAAGCGGGGCGACGGUCUCUCCCGUCAGGCGGCCGAGCGCGAAUUCACCUUCAUCGGCCUGCUCGGCCUCUACGACCCUCCGCGAGCCGAGACCCGCGCCUCGGUCGAGGCCUGUCAGCGCGCCGGCAUCGUGGUCCACAUGCUGACAGGCGACCACCCGGCCACGGCACGCGCCAUUGCUCGCGAGGUGGCCAUCGUCGACGGCACCGAGGGCAAGGACGCCAUCAUGACGGCCGCCCGCUUCGAUGCGCUGACCGACGCCGAGAUUGACGCGCUUGAGGACCUGCCGCUCGUCAUUGCCCGCUGCUCGCCCCAGACCAAGGUCAAGAUGAUUCUGGCCGGCAAGCGUCGCGGACGCUACCUCGCCAUGACUGGAGACGGCAUCAACGACGCCCCCUCGCUCAAGCAGGCCCCCGUCGGCAUCGGCAUGGGUACGGGUACCGACGUGGCCAAGGACAGCUCCGACCUCAUCCUCACCGACGACAAGUUCGACUCGAUCGUCAAGGGCAUCCGUGAGGGCCGCGCCAUCUUUGACAACAUCCAGCGCUUCCUGAUCGGCCUCCUCGUUGCCAACGUGGCCGAGGUGCUGCUCCUGCUGUGCGGCCUUGCCGUCAGGGACGCGGAGGAGGAGUCCGUCUUUCCCCUCGCUCCGGUAGGCAUCCUGUGGAUCAACAUGGUCACGGCCAGUCUGCCCGCCAUCGGACUUGGCCUCGAGCCGGCCGAGGACGAUAUCAUGGACCGUCCCCCGCACGACCUCAAGGCGGGCGUGCUUAGCCGCGCCGUCGUCGUCGACACGCUCGUCUACGGAGUCACGAUGGGCUGGACGUGCCUGGUUGCCUUCCUGAUCAUGAUCUACGGCAUCGGCGACGGCCGCAUCGCGCUCGACUGCAACCACUCGUCGGACACGUCGUGCGAGCCCAUCUUCCAGGCCCGUUCGGCGGUCUUUACCACGCUGACGCUGCAGCUGCUGCUCAUCUGCUGGGAGCUGAUCAGCAUGGAGAAGUCGUUCUUCAGCAUGAGGCCGGCCAAGCAUCUGUGGAGGAACCCGAUGCUGCUGUGGUCGGUCGUGUUCGGCAUGGCCACCAUCCCGCUGUGUCUCUACAUCCCCGGCUUCAACACCGACGUCUUCCGACACGCCGCCAUGGACGGCAAGGGCUGGGGCAUCUCGCUCGCCAUGACCAUCACCUUCCUGGCCACAGUCGAGCUGUGGAAGGCACUCGCCCGCCGCGGCAGGUGGCCCUGGCUCGCCAGGAUCUCGGGCGGCCACCGCGGACUGGCCAGGCGGCAGGCUCUCAAGGCCGCCGCGGCCAACGUCGUCAGCACCAGCGCCCACGUCGAGAACGGCGCUGAAAAGGAGAAGGCCACCGCGCAGGCCUAA